Molecule: messenger RNA, 553 nt
Organism: Monopterus albus (swamp eel)
Lineage: Eukaryota; Metazoa; Chordata; Actinopteri; Synbranchiformes; Synbranchidae
Gene: ccl32b.3
Product: chemokine (C-C motif) ligand 32b, duplicate 3
Exons: 3
Coding region: 105-368 (87 amino acids)
Biological process (GO): immune response
Cellular component (GO): extracellular region
Molecular function (GO): chemokine activity
Source: RefSeq, a predicted model, not a curated record
AGCAUGCUUGAUCUGCAACAUGCUUGUACUGAAUGUGUUGGUGGGUUUAAAAAGGACUUGCAGUACAGACUACACAUCAUAUCUGUUUUACCCAAAGACACGCAAUGAGAAGUCUUGGCUUUGUUUUGCUUUUACUUGCAGCUAUCAUGGUAACAACAGGCUCAGCUCAAGGUGGAAUAGGAAUGUGUUGUCGCAAAAUUUCAGGAACUGAAAUCAGUCAAGAGCUGCUUAAGAGAUACUACAUACAACAGAAACCACCAUGCCCUCUACGUGCAGUGGUUUUUAUCACUUGGAGAGGAAGAAGGAUCUGCUCUGACCCCAACAGUCUGUGGACAAAGACCAGCAUGGCCUUCAUAGAUGAAAGAUGAAAAGAACUGGCGACUCCAACGUAUAGCUUACACCACCAGCACUGAGACAAUAUUCACCUUCACACAAAAGCCCAGCGCUAUUGAAACUAAAAUAAAAAUGCCAUAACUCUCAGUUUAACUUCUACUCUUCUCAGUACUGUUCUUUUUUCUUCAACUGAGUUCCACAGACUUUGAAUGAUUUCCUA